Messenger RNA from Bombus pyrosoma, 1449 nucleotides. Its product is annotated as transmembrane protein 242. The transcript is spliced from 2 exons. NCBI's taxonomy places the organism in Eukaryota, Metazoa, Arthropoda, Insecta, Hymenoptera, Apidae. Bases 540 to 959 code for a protein of 139 amino acids. The record is from RefSeq and is a predicted model, not a curated record.
GUCUGAAGUGUGUAUAUGUAUGUAAUAUGUAUGUUCAAUCGACAGGUGGCAAAAUGAAACGAUCCAAAUUUUUUCGGCUCCUAGGCACAACUUUUUGUCUUCUAAGGCCUUAAGUUUAAAACGUAAAGAAUUACUUAAGAUUAGUUUUAUCUAAACAUUCUUCCUGAUUUUUAGUUAUAAGCAAGUUUCAGAAAUCGUUCAAUCCAUGAACUAUGGAUACUAUAACCACCAAUUACGUGCUGUUAGUGCAAAGCGCUCCAAGAAACUAACUAGACGUUUUAAAUAAAAUUAAAUUUAAUUAAUUCUUUAGGUUCUAAAUUUUCAUUUGUAUAUUUUGCAAUUUAUUUAAUGCGAAAUAUAUUUAUGUCUAUUAAAAAUUAUAAUUUAUGCAGUAACCGGUAAGGGAACAACUUUGUGCCGGUUCUGCAUCUUGUUUUUUUUGUGUUUCCUUCGAAACUUUGUGAAAAAACUUUUUAAUUCUACUAUUUCAAUAUUAUAAUAUGCUACAACAAUAAAUAGAAAGUGAUAUAAAAAUAAUCAUGUCAGAGACAAUACCAAAGAAGAAGAAAGAUAAAUUGUAUGAAACAUUGUUCCUGGCUGGAGUAGCAGGAAUAUCUGUUAUGGCUGGUUUUUUCAAUGCUUUAUCAUCAGUUAAAAAAAAAGACAGUAAAAAUUUUGAUAUUGGUUUUAUGGGAGGGAAAGGUCUUCCUGAGUCUGGUGCAGCACUUGCUACAAGAGCUUUAUUAUGGGGUUCUGCUUGGGCAGUUGGUGGUUGUGGUAUACUUUUUUACGGUAUUUGGAAGCUUUCUGGAGCUUCAACUGCCGAAGAGUUUCGAUUAAAAGUUGGAAGUAUUUUACCAAAAAUACCAAAAAAUGAUCCUCCUCAGAGUAGAACUGAAUUUGAAAACCUUACAGAUUUACUGAGAUAUGUUUCUGAAGAAUGGGAUAAAGAAAAAUAGUCUUACUUAUAUAUAAAUUCGAAAAGACUCUAGAUUUGAAGUAUUUUUUACAGCUUUACAGAUCUAAGAAAUAUUUUUAAUCUGAAAUCUGUAAAGAUCUAAGAAAUACUAUAAAAACCAAAAAUCACAAAAGUAAUUAUUUGACAUUAAGUCAUAAAAGGAUAGUUUCAAAUGUGUACAGUAAAAUAAAUGAAGAAUCUUAUACUGCUGGUUUGUCAUAUAAUAACUGAUAUUUAUAAUGUAAUAUCUCAUUUUGUAUUUGUGUAUAUACAGUGUAUAUAUAUAUUUGUACAUUAUUAAUAUACAAUCCUAAAAGUUUCAUCAUAUUAAAUUUUCUUCAAGGAAUAUAAAAUGUGGAAUAUAAAAUUUUAACUGUGGUUCUUCUAAAAGACAAAUAGUUAAACAUAAGUUUGUUCGUAAGAGUGAGCUAUUAUGUUUUAUAACUAUGUUAGUAUAUCUGUGUGUAAAAUAAAUGUCUUUUAAUUCCGUA